GCGCACUGUGCAGCUGCAGCAUAUGUGUGUUGUGUUGAUACGGGGAUGUCAUGACUUAGAAAACAGGUUUUCCUGUUCCUGCGCAGUGAAUAAGCUUAUUCACCGGAUGUCAUUCCAGUUCUCGCAAAAAACAAGGGCUUUGUAGCAGAAUUUAACAAAAAAAAUGCAUGAUACCUCGAUGGACCCCAGCUCUUUCACUGACAGUCUUCAGGUUUUGAAACUCUCAGAAGGCAAGCACAGAUUCGUUAACAAGAACUACAAGAAAGUGUCUGCAAGAAUGUAUGACUACAACUGUGAUGUUAAACUAACAGUUGGAGAUAAAACCUUCAGUGCACAUCGUGACAUAUUAUCUGAAGCCAGUGAUUAUUUUUCUGCCAUGUUCAGUCAUGACAUGCAGGAGAAGCAAAUGAAAGACAUUGAACUGUUCGAGAUCAGUCCUAUAGGCUUUGCAGCCAUGCUGGAAUACUUUUACCAUGGCCAUGUGUCUCUAGACGCUGAAAAGAUUCAGGAUGUCAUUGAAGCUUCUCAGUUCUUUCAGGUUGGAUGGUUGUCAGAACUGUGCUGCUACUACCUGAUCUAUCAUCUCAGUAUAGAAAACUAUGGUUUAGUGUUGGACUUGAUGGACAGGUAUGCUCUGGACGACCUGAACCCUGAUAUAUUCGAGUAUAUAGGACAGAGUUUCAUUCCUUUAUCUGAAGAACCAAAUUUCAAAUUGAUCCAGUAUGAACUGCUUUACAAAAUACUAGCCAGUGAUCACUUCAUUGCCGCGCCUGAGGGGUAUAUCCUCAAGACGGUCUUGGAUUGGUUAGACCAUAACUCGGAUCGGUUGAAACACCUGGAGGAAAUUGUAGGCUUGAUUCGAUUUCCUUGUUUGAAUUCCCAGCAACUUGAGGAAAUCCGUGAAGAUUUGCUUGCAUACCCUGGGAUUGAGGCCUUGGUUACAGAGGCAAAGGAAUACCAGGCCAACCCAUACAGUCAGUGUCUCGUGGCAUCAGAACGGACCCGCGUCCGCGGGGCGCAGCCACUGGUCUCCAUGAUCUCAGCUGUUGAUGAUGCAGAGAGUAUACAGUUCAAAGUACCAGGUAUACCUGGUAUGUGUGAGCAGCCAUUAUCCACUAGCAGCCUCAGUUUGGUUCUGGAAUAUGCCAGUGUGACAUUUAUGGGAGACUUUGCAUUUGCCGCUGGUGGUUAUGGUCGAAGCUACUGCAGCACCAAUGUGAUGUAUCGCCUGGACCCUAGGUGGCAGGUGUGGAUUGAGUGCGCUCCAAUGCAAGAUAACCGUGUGAACUUUGCGCUGGUCAAUGAUGGCCGGUAUUUGUAUGCUAUAGGUGGUGUGGACCACACAGAACAGGACCAGGAGUUGUUACUAGACACUGUGGAAAGGUACGACCCUGAAGAGAACCAAUGGAUCAGCCUGCCAAAGCUACCUGUUCCUUGUUUUGAUAUUGCAGCUGCUGUGAAGGAUGGUUGCAUUUUUGUCAGCGGCGGCAUCUCUGACAAUCCCCUGGACUCCGUGCCAGUCAGUCACAUGUCUGUGUUUUAUCCAACCAAUAUAAGCUGGGAGAGUAAAGCCCCAAUGUUACACACUCGUCAGGGCCACAGCAUGUCUCUGUAUAACAAUAAACUGUAUGUAUUCGGAGGGUACAGUAGCGAGGAUGGCUGGAACAUGCGCGACUGCUUUAUUAAUGAAGUUUAUGAUAUUAUGACAGACCAAUGGACAGAGUUAACGCCCACUCCCGAAGAAUUUGGACAUUUCCAACGGUCAGUGACUGUGUUUGGUCAUAAACUGUAUAUUAUUGGAGGGACCUCUUCUGAAAGGUAUUUGUUCAAGUAUGACUUUGAGACUAACCAGUUUGAGGAGAAGGAGUACUGUGGCCCACAUUAUUUGAAGAUUGGAGUGCUGCCUGUGGCUGGGUUUCCUAAACUAGAGGAUGAAGGGUGAAGUAAAUGAGACAGAAUAACACUGUGCCCCUGAUUCUUGGUUUCUGACACAAAACUGGAUUUUGGUGCAAAAAAGGUACAUAAACCAAACUGGCAUGGGAUCGACAUUUUCUGUAACAUUCUACCCACCAAUCAUGACCAUGACAUUGUAGCCACUGUGCAAAAAGGUCUAUAAGUAUAUACGUACAUCACAAUGCUCAUCUACUCAGCUUUGAAAAGUUGGAAGUGAUCAUUGCUUUUAACUCUUUCGUGCUUCUGUUCUCAUAGCACAUUUCAAGUAUGAUUGAACAAAAUUUCACAUCUAGGUUGAUAUUUGGUGAGGAAAUAGGGGACAACAUUCCUUAUUCUGAGCUUACUAAUAUAUUGUGUGGAUAUUCUGAUUUUGAGUAAAUGUAUAUUAAGACACCAGCUUUUUAAAUCUCAAAAUUGACUGUGAUCUUUUUUAGCUCUUUCCUAGCUUGAAGCAACUACUAGCUUGUUUUGAAGUUUUUCUUUAUUUAUACAUUGUUUCACAAAAGAAAUAUAUAUUAAAAUCCUUUAAAAUCCUGUGGUUUUAUACCUGGUAAAAUUUUAUUUAUUUAUAAUGUUGAUGGAAAAUGGAAAUCUCUUGGGGCAAUGCAUUCACGUUUAUUUUUUUCUGACGUUUGAAUUAAGUGCAGAUGCUUAUCACAGUACUUUUGUUGUGGUCAUUUUCUGUGUGAUUCUUUUUUCUAUAAUUCUGAAUGUUUAAAAAAUGUUUUCCCAGAAUUCCAUGGCAAAUCAACAAAAAAAUAGACAUCAUUUCAAUUUAUUGUUAUAUACAGAUGGUUCUUAGAUAUAUGUUGUGAGAAAAUCCUUGUGAUAAAAAAGCAACCAUCGAGGCUUGUGUGCAUGAACUCAUAUCCUGGCUCAAGUUAAAUUAUUUAUAGUCUUCAGUGAAUUAAUUGGUUUUCGAAGACAGCACCACACUAGAUAGUAUCAAAGGUGGAUAUCCUGUUAUCAAAACAAGCACAAAAGUUUGAAAGUUGGGUGUAACUUUAACAACAAACAUGAACAAACUGUGUACAUCAUCUUAUUUAAACCUGCAACAAAUAUUUAGAACUAAUGUUAUUGAUAAUAAGCAAACAGAGCAACUCGUCCAUGUUUUUGUGACUUAGAGACUUGAUUGUUGCAGUAUCUUCUUGGUUGAUAUACCUACAUGUAACAAUCAAA
Molecule: messenger RNA, 3132 nt
Organism: Lingula anatina
Lineage: Eukaryota; Metazoa; Brachiopoda; Lingulata; Lingulida; Lingulidae
Product: kelch-like protein 32
Molecular function (GO): protein binding
Source: RefSeq, a predicted model, not a curated record